This is a messenger RNA of Aphanomyces astaci, 1829 nucleotides long. RefSeq lists its product as hypothetical. The transcript is spliced from 8 exons. Lineage: Eukaryota; Oomycota; Saprolegniomycetes; Saprolegniales; Verrucalvaceae. The record is from RefSeq and is a predicted model, not a curated record. Bases 25 to 1800 code for a protein of 591 amino acids.
GCGCCACCUGCCGCUGAGGCCACCAUGGGGUUCCGAGGUAUCUUCCUUCACCGUUGCCCGGGCACUGAGGAAGGGAGUGCGGCGAAAUUUACAGUGCUUUGCACGGAAGCUGAGCUGUGUCUGCUGGUGGAGAGGCACGAAGCGUCGGACAUCGAUCCUUCGGGGGUGGUGGACACGAAGGUGUUGGUCAAGAACUCGUCGACCACCGACCUGCUCUUCGUCGCACGCAUGGCAGAUGUGACGAUGGAGGUGGGGUCCAUGUUCUGGGUUGACGGCACGACCGUGUAUUGCUUCCGUUUCUCGUCAGACAACAGCUUCGCCGAGGUCCAGCGGGCCGUGCACGCGUUGCGGCGGACCGAACAGUUGGCACUCAUGCGAAGCGUGCUGUCGUUCCACCCACUAGGCAAUACCGCUAACGAUGGCAAGGACAAAGGAGCCAAGUGGAAGCACUACUCUGAAUGUGCCAACUUGGACUCGUCCCAGGGGGCAGAGGAGUUGCCCGUGGACAACAACCAUGUCGUGGCCAUACCAAAGCCGUCCAAGCCGCGCAAGCUAGUCGUCGACAAGGUCCUGCCUCCGUCGUCGUCGAAAAAGAAGGCCAAACCAAUGCCACCAGCUCACGCUCCAGCCAAAUUAGCCGAACUCGAUCAAGGCCCACCGCCUUUGAAACGCUCAAAAUCCACCAACGACACCACCGCCUUGGAUGACAAGCGCCGAAUUGCAGAGGUCAAGGCGUUCAAUCGGCAAUGGCUCAUCACGAUCGGAGCGAGAAAUCCAUCCAGCGGCCCCAGUUGUCACCUCUGCCAUAGACGCCAAGGCAAGAUGUUUCAGUGUCCAAAUGGUGUGCUGGACCACAUCUAUUGCGGCCGCUGUUUGCAUUACAAGUUCAACGAGAACCUGAAUGACUUUAUGGACCGAGGGCUGCAGUACAGCUGUCGGCUGUGCGCCGGCACCUGCGACUGCUCCGUGUGCAGUGGCCGUGCCACGUCAUUCGCCCGUCGACAUCCGUCGAUUCCAUCCAACGCGUGCCUCGUCUGCGGCACGACAUCGUCGCAAUUGACAUCGCACCCGCAUCUCCCUCCUGCCCAGCUAUGUGCGAUUUGUGUCGACUCUGUGGCCAAAAUGCCUGGGACUGGCUGCCUCGUCUGCGGCUCCAGUGACGAGAACGACCCCAUCCGUCCAUGUGCCCACUGUAACAAGGCGUGUUGUGUGGCGUGUGUAUUGAAGCUGGGCACCGGCGGGUGUCCAUUUUGUAUUGCCCCAACAAGCUCGGAGGCUUUGUCCUUGCCGACAAGCGUCGAGUUAGAAGUACCGUCGUGGCCACCCGUGGACCCCCAAGACAGCCUCACGUACUUUACAUCGUACGCACAAGCGGUGAUACAUCGGGAAACCCGCCGCACGCCGCCGAAACUGUCGGAAGACUCGUGCUUUUGCUGCAAAGACGGCGGCGACUUGAUCGAAUGUGACUUCAAAGCCAAGAUCAAGUGCCCCAAAGUCUACCACGUUGAUUGCCUCGGGUUUGAUGUGCCAGACGAUGUCACAUGGAUCUGCCCCCGCCACUAUUGCGCGUUCCCAAAAUGCACUCAAGUGUCCAAGUACUCGUGCCGCUUUUGUCCGGCUGCGCAUUGUGAGAAACACUUGCCGGCGUCGUCGGUGCUGCUGUUUCCGACCCCGCCCGACACCCAUCCGUCCACGUCAUACGUGUUGUGUGAGUCCUGCGACGUCCAGAUCGUGCAGGCGGUCCACCGCCGCCUCCUGCCGCCCAUGCUGCACGCCACGCCCGUGAAAACCCACGUGUAAUAACAGACGACAGUCGUGUUGAUUUUUUA